AUGUCGUCCUCUGGCGCAUCGACGCCCCCAACGCUCGUGUCGUCUCCAACACUCACCGCGGCUAAGCCCUUACAACACAUCUACGGCAGUCCAAGAGUUUCUGCUUCUGCUGCCGUUGAAUUUCUGGCUUCUCGUCCAGAAACGAGUUCAGCCAUAUAUGUAUACGACCUCGCCGACCAGGUUGGCUUUGGGGCACUCACAAAGGAGUGGGCAAAGACUCAGAAUGCCUCCCCCGUUGUUGAGCUCCAAACCCGGGCCGGUGCCGGCUUAACAAUCGUCGGGCGACUUUCGCAGGGGACCAGCCGCGACGCUGGCAAAGGCUCAGUCAUCACCGCGUAUACGACACCUGCGGGCCUUGCAUUCAUGGCUCCCUCACUUUCUCAUCUCCCCACCGCAACACCAACCAGUCGGUUGGUCAUCCAGGUCCCCACAGUCGUGUCGGUUGGAGAGUCCCUUGCGCUUUCCCCUUCGCUAUCCUCGCUCUCUGCCAUUGCUCCGACUCUACCCCGGGACUUGGUCGUGCUUCUUUCAGCCACUCCCCAAGAAGCAGUUGAUUUUGCCAACUUUUCUUAUCGACUGAAAACAUCGCAUGUCGUCCAUCUGUUCGACCAUUAUAGUGCUGGUCGCGAGACCGGGACAUCACUGGCACCUCCCAAGGGUGAUACUGGGCCCGCCUCAUUGGCAGACCUGUUCACUGAGAACGGAUAUUCGUUCUUCAGCUACGCCGGUGAUCCGGCUGCCCAUACUGUCAUUGCCUUGUUGAACGGCCCUCUUGCUCUGGCUGUUAAGGCUCUGCUCCAGGACUCUCCUGGCUUAGGUCUUCUUAUAGUCAAUGUUCUCCGCCCAUGGGACGAACAAGCUCUUCGCGACUCUCUUCCCCCAACUGUUCGUUCUUUGCACGUUUUCGACGAUGUUCCCAACGCAUCCACGCAAGGAAGCUUGUAUGUCGACAUUUUCGGUACCCUUCUGACCGCAAGCAGCACCAUCUCCGUCCAUUCCCAUCGAAUUGUGCCCUCGGAAACGUUGUCUUACCUGUCAACACAAGGAAAGCUCAGUAGCUUUUUAGCUUCUUUCCUCCCCUCGUCUCCUCCGCCCUCGCCUCCCGUCUCAUCGCUGACCAAAAGGCUUGUUGUGUAUAGCACCCCACAAACAGCCCUUUCGUCUGCAGCACAUUUCGUGGCCGAUACGUUCCUAUCGAGCGAAGCCGUUACCACACGUUUCCUUACUGAUCACGAUGUCUUCUCUCGAAAGGGAGGCGUCAGUGUCAGCCGAGUAUUUGUGGGACCGAAGGGAGUUGACUCAGACGUGCCGCUCCAAUUGGCGAUUCCUUUGGGCCAUUCAGAGGGCGGAGAAGCCGAUUUCCUUGCUGUACUUGAUCCCACAAUUCUUACCUCGCAUUCAUUGCUACAACACGCAAAAGCAGGCUCGGUCGUUCUCCUUGCAUCAAAUUGGACUCCACAAGAAGUCUUGUCAAACCUUCCGGUCGACGUUACUGCCGCGCUACGUACGCGCCAAAUUCGUUUGUUUGUCAUUGAUCCCCAGUCUGUCGCCGCUGGUCGCACCGGACCCUUGAACGCUGCCAUCCAAAAUCUUGUGGUUCAAUUAGCCUUCCUGCGACUAUAUCUUGGCAAAGCUGCCCAAGAAUCAGUUGUCCUUCGAAUUGCGCGGUCGUUGUUCAACGAGGUUGUAGAUGAUGUCGGGCUGUCUGAAAUCAAUGCGACAGUCUGGUCUACGCUGUUUGAGGUCGACAUAUCUCCUCAAACAGCACCAGAAAGCACUCCCAAAUCUCUCAAGUAUGUUGAAUUCAACGCAAUUGCGGUUCAGACAUUCGACAACGAUGUUGUAAAUGGCGCGCGUCUAGGGUCAUGGCAUGAUGCGGCAAAGCAUCUGUUGUUCCCAGCAGCCUUCAAUCCAGAGCCCAAUUUCGAUCCUAGGGACACUUUUGCGCAAAACCCGGCGCUGCGGCCCGAAGUACCCGACCGAACUUUCCUAGUUACCUGCACAGUCAACCGUCGACUGACGGCCAAGGAAUAUGAUCGCAAUGUCUUCCAUCUCGAGUUCGACACUCGCGGAACUGGUCUCAAGUAUGCCAUUGGCGAAGCCCUCGGUGUCCAUGGUUGGAACGACGACCAAGAGGUGAUGAAAUUCUGUGGAUGGUAUGGUGUCGAACCGACGCGUCUGGUCACGAUUCCCGUCCCUUCCAGCGAGGGAAGGAUGCACACAAGGACUGUGUUCCAAGCGCUGCAGCAACAAAUUGACUUGUUUGGCCAACCACCCAAGUCCUUCUACACUGAUUUGGCGGCAUACGCGACAGGCUCCCUCGACCGCCAUGCGCUGCUAUUCAUUGGCUCGCCUGAAGGAUCAGCGACGUUCAAGAAAAUGGCGGAGAAAGACACGGUCACGUUUGCAGAUGUACUGCAAAUGUAUCCGUCUGCCCGGCCGGGCAUCGAAGUUUUGUGUGAAAUGGUGGGGGACAUCAAGCCGCGUCAUUACAGCAUUGCGAGCGCACAGAGUGUGGUUGGCGACCGUGUCGACUUGCUGGUCGUCACCGUCGAGUGGAUGAACCCAAGUGGCUCGCCGCGAUUCGGCCAAUGCACUCGCUACCUUGCUGGCUUGAAGAUUGGACAGAAAGUUACUGUGUCCAUCAAACCUAGCGUCAUGAAGUUACCACCAGACAACCUUCAGCCACUGAUCAUGGCCGGUCUCGGGACUGGUGCAGCACCAUUCCGCGCCUUCCUCCAGCAUAGGGCAAUGCUCGUUCAGCAGGGCGAGUCCGUUGGCCCGGUCUACUACUACUUCGGCUCCCGCUACCAAUCGCAGGAGUACCUCUAUGGCGAGGAGAUCGAGGCGUUCAUUGAGGACGCUGUCAUUACUCGCGCUGGACUGGCCUUCUCACGUGAUGGGCCUAAGAAGGUCUACAUCCAGCAUAAGAUGCUAGAAGAUGCCGAGUCGUUAGCACAAAUGUUACUCCAGGACAAUGGGGUGUUUUACCUCUGUGGGCCCACAUGGCCCGUACCAGACGUCUACGAGGCGCUGGUUGGCGCACUGGUCAAAUACCAAGGCAUGUCAGAACAAGGGGCUGGAGACUAUUUAGAAGGGUUGAAGGAGGAGGAACGCUACGUUCUCGAAGUGUAUUAG
This is a messenger RNA of Mycena indigotica, 3138 nucleotides long. RefSeq names its product Assimilatory sulfite reductase. The coding region runs from base 1 to 3138 and encodes 1045 amino acids. The record is from RefSeq and is a predicted model, not a curated record. Gene Ontology annotation, molecular function: flavin adenine dinucleotide binding; sulfite reductase (NADPH) activity; FMN binding. Gene Ontology annotation, cellular component: cytosol. The transcript is spliced from 3 exons. Lineage: Eukaryota; Fungi; Basidiomycota; Agaricomycetes; Agaricales; Mycenaceae.